CCUAAACAAAGAUGGCGGCCUGUGUUAUACGCAGGGGGCUCCUGUCUGCCGUUAGUAAGUAUAGUAAAAGCCACACGCUGCGGGCGCUCAGUGUGGACCUGAACAGCAGACACGAAGUAAGCAGGCGCUGUUUACAGUGCUCCUCGUGUGGCCUUCUGAAUGUACAGCAGAAACGGUUCAUGUCUUCACGGCCAGAAGGAAAGGUGCUGGAGACGGUGGGAGUAUUUGAAGCCCCCAAGCAACAUGGCAAAUAUGAGACAGGACAGUUGUUCCUGCAUAGCGUGUUUGGCUACAGAGGCAUCGUGCUGUUCCCCUGGCAUGCCCGCCUCUACGACCGUGACGUCACUCCUCCAACAACCGACAGUAAGCCUGAGCCUCCAGGAGCACAUGGGUCAAAGGAGGUGAAGGGCAAAACACACACAUAUUACCAAGUCCUCAUCGACACCAGAGACUGCCCUCACAUAUCUCAGAGAUCACAAACAGAGGCUGUCACAUUUCUGGCCAAUCACGACGACAGCAGGGCCCUGUAUGCCAUUCCAGGGCUAGAUUAUGUGAGUCAUGAGGAUAUUCUGCCAUAUAAUUCUACGGAUCAGGUGCCCAUUCAGCAUGAGCUGUUUGAGAGAUUCCUCAUGUUUAACCCUUCUAAAGUGCCCCCUUUUGUACCAAGAGAUACAUUGCGCGCAUGGCAGGAGAAAAACCAUCCCUGGCUAGAGUUGUCUGAUGUCCACCGUGAGACUACAGAGAAUAUUCGAGUGACUGUCAUCCCUUUUUACAUGGGCAUGAGGGAAGCACAGAAUUCCCAUGUUUACUGGUGGCGCUACUGCAUCCGUUUGGAGAACAUGGGGAACGAGGUUGUGCAGCUGAGAGAGAGACACUGGAGGAUCUUCAGCUUAUCAGGAACCUUGGAGACUGUCAGAGGCCGAGGGGUGGUAGGCAGGGAGCCAGUUUUGUCCAAAGAGCAGCCAGCGUUCCAGUACAGCAGUCACGUAUCCCUGCAGGCCCCCAGCGGACACAUGUGGGGCUCCUACAGGCUCGAGAGGCCCAGCGGCACAUUCUUCGACGUGCGCAUCCCUCCCUUCUCUCUCGAGAGCAAGAAGGACGAUACUCCCAACGGCUUCCUGCCUGGCCCCUUCACCUCACUGGCCUAAGAGCCCUGAGCCCAGAGCCCUGAGCCCCAGUCUGCCCCCUGCCAUGCCAUGCCAUCCCCAGCCUUGCCCCAGCAUGCAUCUACUCUCAAGCUACCUCAGAGUCAUUGAUCUUUCUCACUUUUCCUGCAACUAAGUUCUAGGGCUGCACAGUAUGGACAAGAACCCAGUCCUCAGGGCCCAUCAGACAGUUCCACAUUUUUGCUCUUAUCGUCUAUGUUGGGCUCUGGAAUAGAGCAAAAGUGUGGAACCGUCAGGUGGGCCCUAAGGACUUGGUCGAAACACUGCAAAAAAGCUUUUAGUGACUAGUUAGAGACUCAUUUGCAUUUAGCAAGCUUUGGCAAUAUCAACAUUGCGAAAGCUCAUAUCAUGAUAAAAUAUUGUGAUAAAAUUUAGUGGUAAAUGUGAUGUAUUGUGCAGCCCUGUCAAGUACUUUUGUGUCUCUAUUGUCACUGCUGUCCCAAAACCCCCACUCUCUCUACUAUCACCUUUACCUUGCUUAGCACUUAUUUUUCUCUGUUUAUCCUACAUUUCAUUCUGUUUGUUUUAACCUACAAGCCCUAAAGCAACCUUGAGGCACCACCCAGAUCAGUUUUAUUUCUUUCUACCAGUGAUGCAACGAAAUUCUUGACUAAAAUUGAAAUUCGGGACGCACUCGGCCAAAAAAACGAAAACUGAAAGAAAUAAUUAUUUUGUGUAUAAUUGUUAAAUAGAAUAUUUAUGUUUUUGAAUUAACAUAAUGCUUCAAAUGCAAGAAUGGCGCUGUCGAUAAAGAGAACUGGAAGAAUGAGAGUAGUUAAGUUUUCAACAGCUUGCUAAGUAAUAUUAGAUAUAAAAAAUUGUAAAAUGAUGAAUGUAAUACUUGACUGAGUACCAGAGCACUUCCGCUAUGAUGACAGAAACACCUCGUUUUUAAUAUGUAAAGAAUUCCUGCCUGGCAUUCUAACGUUUCUCCAGCAGGAGGUGCUAUAAAUACACACAAUUCACAUGUGUGUGUAGUAGUUUAUAGAAGAAACAGCCAUAAACCUCAGCAGAAUCUGACAAACACUUGUGCUUGCAGUAACAACUGUAAAAACAAGGUAAGAAGUAAAUUACCAAAAUCAUCAUUAAUUUUUUUUUAUCAAAUUAGCUAAUGCUAAAAAGCAUGUAAGCUGAAGUCUAUAUUUUGAAUGUGUUAAGUGUUUGAUUUUGACACUUUAUUGUAGACCUAUUUAAUUUUUUUGGUUUUUCUUUCUUUUGACCGUUUUUGGCCGAGAAUUGUCAGUGACUGAAAUGUCUGUGCGUCCCUAAGUUCUACACCUUUCUUUCCUCCAAAUCCAGGCAGCUAAUACAUUUCAUUCUGAGCCCUCAUUUCAUAAUAUUAUCCAAAGCAAACUAGCCAAGCACUUACAUGUCCUGUUAUUCUCUCUGUUGUGUAUAAAUACUUUUCUGACCCGCUGACUCACCAAAUAAUGCUGUCUUUUAUUACCCCCAACCUACCUCACUUGUCAAACCUUAAACUACCCAGAUAGACCAGGGGUUACAGACUUGGGUGAAGUUUAGUUCUGAACAAGUCAUAUAUUUUCAAUACAAAAGCUACAUUAGCUGCAUAAGCUGUAUACAUCAGACCUCUUAAAGCAGUGAGUGCUGCUCUAUGGUCAGUUUUCUCAGCCUAAUUUUUAAUGUAAUUAUUUAUGAAGAUCUUAUAGAUGUUAGAAAUGCACCAUUACUCUAAUGCCGUUUAUCUACCGGGAAGUAUAGUCAGGCACAGUACGGGCACGCAUUUGAACUCAGAACUGUCUGUACCCUUCUGUUUCCCAUUGCAUAACAAACCUGAAAACUGUCUUUUUAGCUUAUGUGGUCACACGAUUUCUCACGAAAUCAAAUGUUAGCAGUAAAUGUAGACAAGUUCUGAUUUAGCAUUUGAGCAGCAUUUUUUUUUUGGGAGUCACAGACAGCUAUUCUGGCAAGCUAGGUUUUUGUUGUUGUUGUUGUGGUUGUUGUUGUUUUCCACCUAAUGGGGUCAUCUGACUGAAGUGACACCUUGUGACGAUUAACUGACAAUUGCAUUUGACUAAUCAGUGGUUUGCACCAUUACUAACUCCACCUGUACAGUCCUGCUUGGCACUUUUGGUACCCUUGCUAGAAGGGUAACCCAUAUCAGCACAGGUGCUCAGACACGAUACGGCUCACUUGGCAGUAGACAUGGCAGUAAAAUGCGUGAUUGUGGAUUUGUAACCAUGUCAUACCCCACUGCCCGGCGGCAAAACAUUAUAAGAAAUCAUAAGCUUGAAGUACAUGGAGGUGCAGCUUCACUAACGUCCAUUGAUUGUUAACCAUGUUAGCAUUUUUGGGGUAAUGCAUUUAUAAUAGUCCUAAAUGUGAAUAACAAUGUCUGCCUACUCUUACCUGUUUGUCACUGGACUCUGAACACUUACCCGCACUUUGAGUCUAGAUCAGGGCACCAUAACCUGGACCUGGAGAUCUACCACCUGCAGGGUUCAGUUCCAGUGAUAAUCUAACACACCUGAUCACACCUGGUAACGAAGGCCUUCAGAGACAUCUGAGUAUUAAAGCCAGGUGUGCUGGACCUCAGCUCUUCAGGGUGGUAUUUCUCCAGGACCACGAUUAGGCACCCCUCUUCUAGAUGACCUACCCCAAAUUGACACAGUAUAAAUGAGCUCUUUAGCUAGAGCACACGAGGAAUGUAGAACGCCAAGUAAAACAAUGUCCAGGAACAAUUCAGAUACAUAAAACUCAAAGAAGAACCUGGAGGAACCUCUUCGGAUUAAGAGCUCGAGUCCAGUUUCCGGUCCUGAGUUUUGUAAUCAGUAGUAGGCGUGUCGCUGGGUCACCAGUGGUUCAUCAACAGUUCAGUUCAUCCCUGUGAUUAUAAAAUUCAGUGCCAAAAACUGGGUUUAGGAUCCACAAUUGUAGACUGCUGUGCUAGAUGAAGGUUCUAGCACUUGUGCCCUGUGAGGUUUUGCUAGUGAAACAGAAAUUGGAGAAUUAUGGAAUGCAGGAUUGUGCUUCUCUCCAGUUUUGACUGGAUGACCUGUUUAAUGCGAGUUAAUGUUUGUAAGCACUUGCCUUGAGGUCUCAUACAUUAACGGGGGGUAGUUUUUGACAACUGUAACCCCCCUGUUUAAUGGCAUGGGAGAAUGCAAGUCCUUGUUGGCAAGAAUAUAGUGUGUUUGUGUAUAUGUGCAUGGUUGGAAGUGCUAAUUUAGGAUUUACUUCCAAAUAUCGGUGUAUGUUUUAGCACCCUCAGAAGUGUAUCAGGUUUCAUGUGUAAGUCUGUUAGAGCUUCUCUGUGAAAGUAAGAAGAUUUAAGCACUAAUUACUUGAGUGACUGAAGCCAGGAUGGGCAAAAUGUGUGCCACGAUAGUUCAAGGCUAUCACAAUAUGUGUUCUGAACAGCAUAACACUGUGAAACACUGUAUGCAGACACUAAAUUAUUGCUGUGAGUAGAUUUGUUGUGAACGCUGAUUAUGGCUUGCAAAAUGAAGUAUUUCGCUCAUCUGUUAUUGUGCAGCAGGGCUGAGUAAUACAGUCUUGGCAGUGAACAGUUCUCAGGGCUCAGAAUUUAACACAAUGUUCUCAAUACAAGAUAAAAUGAAUUAUUUAUUGUGGUAAUAAUAAUUUCUGUACCACAAUGUUGUGCUGUUUGCCCCAGCACUACACAUUUUUUAAUAAAUCACUGGGAAUUUAAACGCUGUUGUGAACAUUAAAUGUAAUGUAAAGUAGGAAUGUGACGAUACAGAACUUCUGAUAACUGACAGUUGUGGCUGAUUACGAUAUCAGUAAAUUUA
Messenger RNA from Colossoma macropomum (tambaqui), 4936 nucleotides. RefSeq names its product polymerase delta-interacting protein 2-like. Gene Ontology annotation, biological process: error-free translesion synthesis. Gene Ontology annotation, cellular component: mitochondrial nucleoid; nucleus. Gene Ontology annotation, molecular function: DNA binding. The transcript has 11 exons. The coding region runs from base 12 to 1148 and encodes 378 amino acids. The record is from RefSeq and is a predicted model, not a curated record. Lineage: Eukaryota; Metazoa; Chordata; Actinopteri; Characiformes; Serrasalmidae.